ACGUACUUUUCCAUCACUGCUGUUCUGUCUGUUUUACAUUUUUGUUUAUUUACUUUCUGUUCUUGUAAGUUUCUUCAUAAUAGUUUAAUUAGGCAAUGGCUUAGAAGCAUUGGCAAGGUUCACAAUUCACGAGGAAGUAUAGAACUCUAAUGAAUACAAUGAGUGGUAAUUCAUCUGACGGAGAAACUAAUUCCGACCAUCAAUGGGACAUAAAACCACUGGGACUGUCACACGGCAAACGAAAAAGCGCCUUCCUACCGUAUAAACCGAACAACAUAGUUCUGACCAAUCUUCAACGCGGCAAUACAGAAGCAAGCAUUUCCGAAGAAAUUCAUCUCAGCUUUCAUGAACGGGCUGGACAAGGUGAAAUCAGCAAAGAACAGGUACUCCAGGAAGCGGGCAUCGACGUUUUAGACAGUUACGGUUACACUCCAUUGCAUUGGGCAUGUCAUUAUGGUCAAUUGUGCUCGGUUCAAGUUUUAAUAGAUUGUGGGGCCAAUGUUAAUAAACAAGCACCGGAUAUGGUGACACCGUUGUUGUUGUCUGCAGCUGGUGGUCAUCAUGAAAUUGUACGAUUAUUAUUGAAAAGCGGGGCAGACGUUGAUCACAUGGAUAUUGAAGGGAAUACUGCGUUAAUGUUUGCUGCAGCUGGUAAUCAUCCACAUACCUGCAACGAACUAUUAUCGUUUGGAGGAUCGAAUUUUACGACAGAAAAUGAGCAUGGUGACACGGCGUAUAGUUUAGCGGUGUUUAACAAUUCCUCGUUAGCCAUUAAGUUAUUUGAUCGAUAUUUAUCGGAGUAAAUUUUGAUGAAAAUUUAG
Bradysia coprophila is the source of this 821-nucleotide messenger RNA. RefSeq lists its product as uncharacterized. Gene Ontology annotation, molecular function: protein binding. The record is from RefSeq and is a predicted model, not a curated record. NCBI's taxonomy places the organism in Eukaryota, Metazoa, Arthropoda, Insecta, Diptera, Sciaridae.